Messenger RNA from Cyclocybe aegerita, 1380 nucleotides. NCBI's taxonomy places the organism in Eukaryota, Fungi, Basidiomycota, Agaricomycetes, Agaricales, Hemipholiotaceae. The record is from the annotation of a GenBank genome assembly.
AUGGCCAUACUGAGCAAGCAGCUACCCCUGGAGAUCUGGAUGAUCAUCGUCGAGUUCCUCGAAUCCAAGGCACGCGUGAGAUCCUUGCGCGCCCUUUCUCGCUGUUGCCGCGCCCUCGCUUGCUUAUGCCAACGGGUCCUCUUCAGGGAUCUCCAUAUUUCCCGAGGAUAUCGUGGAUUUCUGUUACGUCGAGCUGGCGCACUCGUGCGCCUAGAAGAAGCCUUCACCCAGUCCCCUCAUCUUGCCACGUAUGUGCGCAAAGUACGGUAUGCGAUCGAUGAGGAGGAUUCGGAGAACACGACGGUUCAGUGGAUCCUAAAUCAGCUCACUGACAGUCUUUCCGACGUCAAGGUUGAAUACGUUUCCAAGAUAUCAAGCAUGCCAUACCUCGACUGGGACACCCUCGAUGCCCGACUGCGCUCGUCCAUCAUGCACGUCGUCGAGUCACCUCGUCUCAAAACCCUGUCUCUCUCGUGGAUCAAGAACAUGCCUAUGUCGAUUUUCGUAUCCCUGUCCUCGGAUCUCACCACGGUGAAACUCGAGGGUGUCGAGGUGAAGAAAGAGCAGGAUUUGGAUGAGAUUGAAAGUACAAAUUCUGACAGCACUCCAAGACAAGUAGACCUUGCGCAGAUGACGAGGCGACUCCCUCAUAUCAAGAGUCUACAUUACUACGAUCACGACACGGGAGGCGUGUUAGCCUCCCGCCCAUUCGUAUUUGACUUCGAGGAGCUUCAGUUCCUCCAGAUCAGCUGGGGAAACGUGCCCCAAUGUGCGUUGGGCACAAAACUUAUCAAGGCGGCGAACAGACUCGAAGGUCUAGCGUGUGCAGGUAAGUACCCUCAAUUGUUAUGGCUCUAUGAAGAACCGUUGAUGGCUGAUGAAUUGUUUCUCUACUUCUAUGCAGUCGACUCUCCGGAAAAAUCGGCCGCAGGACUCGCGAAAGCGAUGCUGGACUACGGUUUGGAUGUCAACCUUACCUCACUGAUGGUCGGCCUCUCGCACAGAACCACCUCGCCAACGAUCCCAGACCCCGACGAGGACGAUCUGUUUCUAGGGCUCAUCGAAGAAUUUGAGCUCCUCGCGGGCAAGAACGCCGUGAAGUACCUCAUGGUUCACUUCGACACCACACAGGAGGCACACGACAUGCUCACGGGCUGCCUGAGCCGGUUCGACGAGGUCAUCAUCCGUGAGGCCUUCCCGCACCUUGAGCGCUUCGAGUUGGAAAUAUGGGUUCAUUACUCAGGGCCGAAUUACGCACCAUACGGAUCGGGACUAGAAGACUGCUGGGCGGAGCGCAACCGCGCUCAGUGCCAAGGAGUGUCUGCGAUACCGGGGCUUAGAUCUGGAUGUCUAGUAGAAAUUAUGUGUGCUCAUGAUUAG